Closterium sp. Naga37s-1 is the source of this 474-nucleotide messenger RNA. NCBI's taxonomy places the organism in Eukaryota, Viridiplantae, Streptophyta, Zygnematophyceae, Desmidiales, Closteriaceae. The record is from the annotation of a GenBank genome assembly.
AUGCACUGCCUCUACCCCAUGCACUGCCUCUACCCCAUGCACUGCCUCUACCCCAUGCACUGCCUCUACCCCAUGCACUGCCUCUACCCCAUGCACUGCCUCUACCCCAUGCACUGCCUCUACCCCAUGCACUGCCUCUACCCCAUGCACUGCCUCUACCCCAUGCACUGCCUCUUCCCCAUGCACUGCCUCUACCCCAUGCACUGCCUCUUCCCCAUGCACUGCCUCUGCCCCAUGCGCUGCCUCUACCCCAUGCGCUGCCUCUCCCGCAUGUGUCCUCCUGCCGUAUCCCAUGUGCGGCAGAUCUGGGCGUGCUGGUGGGCAAGGGAGGGCACUACGGGAAUGUCUUCCGCAUCAAGCCACCCAUGUGCUUCACCACGGCCGAUGCUGGUUAACUCUCAUUUUUUGUUCCUGCCCCCUACCCUCACAGACUUCCUCGUGGACUGUAUGGAUGUGGCGUUCUCAGAGCUUUAG